This is a messenger RNA of Dama dama (fallow deer), 579 nucleotides long. It is a transcript of the gene WFDC11, whose product is annotated as WAP four-disulfide core domain 11. NCBI's taxonomy places the organism in Eukaryota, Metazoa, Chordata, Mammalia, Artiodactyla, Cervidae. Bases 193 to 537 code for a protein of 114 amino acids. The transcript is spliced from 4 exons. The record is from RefSeq and is a predicted model, not a curated record.
CAUGAUUACAUUCUGAACCUUUGAGCUCUGUUCUGCUCAUCAGAUUCCCCCUGUGCAAGGGCUUGGCAGUUUGCAGAGACCAGGAAGAAGAGCCGUCAGUCAUAUAAAUACGAGCAUUUGCAACUUGUACAAUUUCAGAGCAGCAACUGGGACGGAAAGAACUCCUGACGACACCUAUUCAGACAUAUAUAUAUGGUCAACAUCAUGAAGUUCUGGACACCUCUCCCCGUGAUGUUCCUCUGUAUGGUUCUACUGUCUGUGCUGGGAGGAGUGAAGGAAAGAUAUAACAGGGGGGAAUUGUUCCUUGAUGAGUGCUGGGGAGAGCCAACCAUCCGAGACUGUAGCAAGAGGUGUUCUAGAAGCUUUAGAUGUGUAAAAAUAAAUCACACAUGCUGCUGGACCUACUGUGGAAACAUCUGCUGGGAAAAUACAAUAUCUUCCUGGAGCUUCUUAAUUAGGCAUUCUGAGUCUGCUUAUGACACAGAGAGCUAUGAGACGUGGGAUGGAGUACACUUGCUGAUGAAGGCAUCAUUAUGAACCCACCUGUGAACACUGGGGGCAGUCAAAGCAUGGAGCAAG